ACGGAUUUUGCCUCCACGGUGUUGCUUUGGUGCCGGAAUAUUUGAACGACACUGCAGCCCUCGCCUUUUCCAGAGCUCGUUGCUUUCUGAUUCUGACAUCCGGAGAGAGACUGGCUUUGCCUUCUUCUGCCUUGACUUAUAUUUCACUCUUCUAGCACUCUGAGACAAUUGUCCGCUUUCUGGGAUGUCCAUUGACAGGAAAGCAUUUGUUGGACUCGUCUUUGUGCCAUGUAAGAGAGUGUCAACGAGGAGAACAAAGCCGGUUUGCAUCAAUCAAUUUAAACAUUCUUCUUUGUGCAUUGUUCUCUCCCGCCGGUACGGAUAUGAGUGUUAUAUCUCUCCCCUCCUCGACUUCUUUACUACAAGCGGGUGCACGUAACUAGUAAGUAACAAUCUUGACCAUCGUACAAGAGCGCAUAUAUAUGAACAAAAUGACUCUCGCAACUCUUUCCAUCCUCGGACUUUUGAUUUCCACAUCCGCCCUCGCGCUCCCCACAAACAACACGACCUCUUCCCUCGUCCUACACAAACGCGAGGAGGGAAGCUGCAAAGACCUCAGCCAACCCAUCGAAUGGCAGAACAACAUGGGCGUCCACUAUUUCUGCCAGCACUGGAACCCCACUCCCGAGAACGCCAAUCCCUCGAAAGAAAUCAAAAUCCACGAACCCGAAGUCUGGACCAUCUACCUCAAUGACUACAAGGGCACUACACAGAUCCCAUGGGUCUACAAGGUCUGGAUCUCGUGUACCAAGGGAACGGCAUCUACGUGCACAGCAGCGCCAAGGUCGGUCACGCACGAACAGUGUGUGAGGAAGAUGAAGGAGUUGCUCAGUGAGGGGAAGUUGGGCAAUGAGUAUUGUGUUGUGGACGGGACCGAGGAUGUUCUCUUUCAGCAUGGGAGAAUUGAGGAGGAGAUUUUGCCAUUCGGGUGGCUCAACUUUGAGAGUUAUCGUAGGGACUCUCAACUUUGAGCUACGAAGGGACAGGGGAUUCCUGCAUUCAUGUUUGCACUUCUCUUUGGUAGCUAUUGAUUUUAGAGGUGAUUGUGUCGUUUCACACCCGACUGAACACCGCAAUGCGUUUUCCUCUGUACUGCGACUUCAGCGCCUAUUUCAACAAGCUGGAGGUGCAGCAAUCAUAACAGGCCUUGCAAAUAGCUUCCUCGCGCCUCUCUCACCGUAUAAGGAG
This is a messenger RNA of Westerdykella ornata, 1188 nucleotides long. RefSeq lists its product as uncharacterized. The transcript has a single exon. The record is from RefSeq and is a predicted model, not a curated record. Bases 432 to 971 code for a protein of 179 amino acids. Lineage: Eukaryota; Fungi; Ascomycota; Dothideomycetes; Pleosporales; Sporormiaceae.